AUGACUUUACCCACCCGCACCGAGUUCUAUCGCGACCAUCUGGCGCCAUGUCGCAUUCUCCCAGGCACACCCAAGUUUGCAGACAUCGGUAUCUGCGUCGUCUGCCAAGAAGACUUCAACGACGCAUCAUAUGACAUGGUCGCGGUCAAGAGCUGUUCGCACGUCUUCCACCGCAAAUGCAUCAUGCAGUGGACGGAGACCUGGGGCUCGCCCCGCGACAAAUGCCCUUCGUGUCGGGAGUCGAUGUACCAGUACACGCCAAUGACGACCCAUGAGAUCCAGGCCAUGCAAGAAGCGCAAGCAAUCCAAGACGCUGAGAGCCGGCUAUCAGAACUGGGCCCGUACGCUGCAGCGAGAGAAGCUGAGCGCCUCUGGUUCGCGUCCAUGGGAGUUUCGGUCGAGGGUCUCGAUGAGUUUGAUGAAGAACCGACACACUUUUCUGAUGAAGACGACGAGGAGAUUGCGACGUCAUUGGACAUGGACGUCCAUCCGAAUUUGUCGCUGCAAGUCCCGACUUUCGCAGACUUUGGAAGCGCAUCGCCAGCAUACUCUCCAACGUUUCUAAUGUACUCCGACGCAUCGCUGGGAGAAUCGCCCACAUCACCAGGAUACUCUCCUCCCUCUCCGCGAUUCCCUCCCACAUGGCCACUAUACGCUCAGUCAACGCCAUUGUAUUCCCCAACGGUCCCGAUAUACUCCGAUGCAUCCCUAGGGGAAUGGCCCAUAUCGCCAGUAUACCAACCGUCGUUGCCGGACGCACGAAACCAAGGGGGUCACACAAGCCCGGAGCAGUCGACGCAGCUGGAGCAGAUGCGUGGCGUCAUAUCCAGCGAGUUCACCAUAGCGAGAGAAAUCUCCAACGUCGCUGUCGUCCGCACAGUCCAUUCGUCGUUGCCGAACUCAUACCUUGUGACAAUUUUCCACGCCAACAGCGAGUCACGGAGUGAGGCGGCAGUACAUGGCGCAAUUGGAUACGUCAUAUUUUCAGACAUGUCGUCAUCGACCCCUAUCGUACCUACCGCCUCUGUCAAUGUGGAUGCUCCGCGUUCGCGCCUAACUUCGCUGGACGAAGUCGCGCCAAUGACGCCUCACCGCCGGUAUUCCAACGCCUCUGACAGCAGCAAUGACGAGGACCUUGACGACCUUUUCGAGGACGAGACUACCUGGGGCCUCAGCUUACCGCCUAUCGUGAGUCCAUCUGCGCUUGCCCCCAUCAGCACUUCUGACCCAGAUUCGCAGCCUAAAUCUUCACCUAUCUCCUCUCCCGACGACACCCAUGUCGCUGUUCCUCAGAAGCGCAAACGCGAUUCUGCUACCACCGACGACGAAGCCUCCGACGACUCUGACGACUCUCCGCUAUCCAAGAAGGCCAGAAGUGCCGAUGAAGAGGCAGAGAACAAGAACAACGGCAAAGAAACCGAAGCCACCCGACGAUACCGCACCGCCGCCACCGCCGCUUCAUUGAAGCCAUCUACCAACAACGCGAACAAAUUCCUCGAUAGCAUGAGGAAGCAGCGCUCAAUCCCCACACCUCGCUACGUCCCAACCGGCCGCGAGCGCCGUGAAGAAGUCAACCAGCUCGCAGCCAAGCACGUCCGCCACGUCGCCCCCGCCAUGCUCGCCAACAACGCGACGAACCGCGACGUCGGCGGCGCAAUGAACAAGUUCGACUGGGCCGAGAAAAAUCAGGAGAUCAAGCCAGACCAAAUCAAGGCGCCUGCUUACGCACUGCAGAAAUGGGUCGACUCGGACGAUGAACACAUAACUUGGUUCGUCAUUCCCGCUUCCCACAAAUACAUCAACACCGGAAGCAUGAUGGUGCCCAUUGCCGAUAUCGUCGACAAAUCGAUCAAGUACCCAGAGUGGACGUUUGUGGAGGAGGUUUUGGGGCCGCACUGGAAGACUGGGAAGGAGGUGGUUAAGGCGGUCAAGGUUAAGUUUGAGAAGCUGACGGAUGAGCAACAACUUGAGCGGAUAGAUCUUAUGGUCAAGCAGAAGAAGGAGGAGGAUAGGCAGGCGAGGAAGGAUGAGGCGGCUAGGAGGAGGAGGGAGAAGAGGGAGGAGAGGGCGAGGAAGAGGGAUGAGGAGGAUGGGUAG
Molecule: messenger RNA, 2097 nt
Organism: Alternaria conjuncta
Lineage: Eukaryota; Fungi; Ascomycota; Dothideomycetes; Pleosporales; Pleosporaceae
Exons: 2
Coding region: 1-2097 (698 amino acids)
Biological process (GO): protein ubiquitination
Molecular function (GO): ubiquitin protein ligase activity
Source: RefSeq, a predicted model, not a curated record